AUGACGGGUCAAUCGAAACCCAUGCGUCUGUCCCCCUGGCAGAGCGCUGUGGCGGGUGCAACGGGUGCUGUACUUGCCAAUGCCGUGGUCUAUCCGCUUGAUCUUGUUAAGACGAAACUCCAAGUCCAAGUCAAAAACGAGAGCUCAGACGAUACGGUUCAAUAUAAGUCGACCAUGGACGCCAUCAAUAAGAUCGUGGAUAGCGAAGGUGUCAGCGGUCUCUAUUCUGGAAUUGCUGGAUCGCUUCUGGGUGUCGCAUCGACCAACUUCGCCUACUUCUACUGGUACACCAUCGUGAGAACCAUCUACAUGGCAUCGGAUAAGGUACCCAAGCCCCCGGGAACCGCUGCUGAGCUCAGUCUUGGUGCUGUGGCGGGUGCUAUUGCCCAAAUUUUCACCAUCCCCGUCUCUGUUAUCACCACCAGGCAACAGACCCAGCCCAAGGAGGACAAGAGAGGUUUCUGGGAGACUGGCAAGGAAGUCGUGGACAGUGAGGAUGGUGUUUCUGGUCUCUGGAGAGGCCUCAAGGCCAGUUUGAUCCUGGUUGUCAACCCGGCGAUUACGUAUGGUGCUUAUCAGCGCCUGAAGGACAUUCUCUUCGCUGGAAAGAACAACCUCAAGCCCUGGGAGGCUUUCCUCCUUGGUGCACUGUCCAAGUCACUAGCAACCAUUGCAACCCAGCCAUUGAUUGUCGCCAAGGUUGGCCUUCAGUCUCGCCCUCCUCCGGGCCGGGAGGGCAAGCCAUUCAAGAGCUUCGGUGAAGUAAUGCGCUAUAUUCUCGACAAAGAAGGGCCAAUUGGACUCUUCAAGGGCAUUGGGCCCCAGAUCACGAAGGGUCUCUUGGUCCAGGGUCUUUUGAUGAUGACCAAGGAGAGAAUGGAGCUCUUCUUUAUUAUGUUCUUUGCCUACCUGCGCAAUCUCAAGGAGAAGAAGCUACAGAAGACUAUUGACAGCGCCGCGUCUACGGCCAAGACAAGCCUUCCGGCAACACUGAAAUAG
This is a messenger RNA of Aspergillus chevalieri, 999 nucleotides long. RefSeq names its product putative peroxisomal carrier protein (gene ANT1). The record is from RefSeq and is a predicted model, not a curated record. Bases 1 to 999 code for a protein of 332 amino acids. Lineage: Eukaryota; Fungi; Ascomycota; Eurotiomycetes; Eurotiales; Aspergillaceae. Gene Ontology annotation, biological process: transmembrane transport. The transcript has 4 exons.